GAAGACAGAAAACAAGAUGGAAGUGAAGAAGGAGCAAAUGUAUAUAAGCGACUUGCAUGGAAGACGAUCCAAUGGACUCUCUCUUUGACCUUAACGAAGUGUGCACCUUUCUUCGCGUUUUUUCUUUUGUUCUCCUUCUUUCCAUAAACUUCCUUUAAACGGCAUCCGUGUUAUUCAAUCCUCAUCCAACCUUGAAGAAGCGACAGUUCUUCCGUAUCUUGUGUUACCAAAGGUGAAAAGUUAACUUUUAUAUCUUUCUCUGUUGUUUCGCCGAAGAAACCUGUGAUUUUUUAUUUUAACGUGGUUUUUGUGUCAUGUUCCUGAGGAGAAGAUCCUGAAGACACUUCAGUGAAAAAUGAACGUUCAUCGGGUUUUAUUAACAACACUUCUCAUCAUCUCAUGUCAUAAUUCAUCAAGCCUGAAAAAUGAUCGAGGUGGACCAUCAUUCAAUAAUGCACCAAAUUUCAUUCGAAAUAGCAGAAGAAUCGAAUUAAAUGAAUAUCUGGUUCCACCCCCGCCACCAAGGCCUCAUUCACUAAGAUCAGGAAGAGUAGCAAACCCGUCGCCAACAGAUGCACCAGGAUACUUUUCCAAAUUGAUGAACUGGUUGAACCCCUUCAAUUAUGGAGUUUCGUCUCCAGUACCCCCACCUAUAGAAACACCAUUCCAACCUCGCAGUCCCCCACAGUUUAAUUUGCAAUCUGGUCCACCAUUGCACCCCCCUGGAUCUCUGUAUCCACCUUUGGGUCCACCUCCAAAUCAGCAACCAGCGGGGAUACAUCCUGGUCCACCUAUAAAUCUUCCUUCCAAUCCGUUGCCAGCUUACAAUGCUCCUCCAGCGAUUAUACACAAUAUCCAGCCUUUGAGAAAUAAUCCCGCACCAUAUGUUGCCAUAAAUAAAGGAAAGUCUUGUAAUCCUUGCAAUAGAAUUCCUUGGAUCCCUAUGCAAGGUGGCGGACUACGCGAUGACCAUCAUCCACAUCCACAAAUUUCUAAUAAUGGCUAUCUUCCUCCAAGUAAUCCUAUAAAUCAUGACAAUCACCAUUCAGCAUCCCAAGACAUCAGUGUCCCAAGUUUCGCACAAGGUCCUCCUCUGUAUCCUCAUCCUGUACCUCCAAGUUCCCACUUCGAAUCUACUUUAUCGAAUCCUGAUCAGCAACCAAAUAUACAAAUCAAUGGACAUUCCAAUCUUCGGGGGAAUGAAGAUUUGACAUCCAGUGGGACACAGGCUGGAGAGGGUCGUUUAAGUGCUGCCCCUCAGAAUUAUGGAUCAGGAAUUAAAGAACCUUUGGAAUAUAAUCAGCCUCCGAUUUCUGGACCACCUGAUCAAGAAAAUCAAAAUGGAGGUGGUAAUCAUCCUAGUGUGGCCAAUUUUGGAUCGUCAAAUUUUAAUGAAAAUGAUAAUGGCUAUCACGAAGAAUCCAACGUCCAUUAUGUUCAUACUCAGAAUUUAGAUCCUCUGCCCAGCUUUGGAUCAUCCAAUUUUAAUGAUCAAAGUAAUCAAUAUCCUGAUGACCUAUCUUCCAGCAGUAGUGUCAUCAAAGAUUCUCAGGUACCUGAUAAUUCCAAGGAUUUUGUACACUUUGAAGAGUCUCCAUUAUUAGACCUCACUAAAAAGGAUGAGAUUCACCCUGAUACAAAAUGGCCACCAUCUACUGCCACCUACAAUGCUGAAGAAGGUUUUGAUAAUAUUUUAAAGACGACUACGGAUUACACUUUAGAGACUGAUAAUAUAUAUUUUGAGGAUUCUUCGAAUUUUAUUAGACAGAGCGAAUCUUAUUCCUUGUCGGAUAUCAGGAAUAUUAAUGGUGCUUUGGAAACAACGACUCCCUCAAGUUUGGGAUAUAAUAAAAAUGAGGAUGUUGAAGCAUCAACGAUUAAUACACCUUAUGUAAAUCAUCAAAGUGGAGGAGGGCAGGGAUUGUUGUGGACAAAUUUGGAUUUGAAAAAUGAAUCUUAUGGAAAUCAUGCGUACUCGGAUUCUCUUCCUCAUUGGAAUAAUUCUAAUGAUGGGAAGAAAUUUGAGAAACAAGAGAAUCUUUAUUCAAAGGACGUGGUUCCGAAACAACAAAGUGUAAAACGAAAUAAACAAGUACAAGUUGUUAUUCCGUACACAUCAGAAUACACACCAGUACCAUUUCAACAAUCAUAUGGAGACUGGAGUGUUAGAACUAAUUUUGAAAGAACUCAACCAAGAAAAGUACCUUCUUCUAAUUCUAAUUCAAACAACAUCGAUAAUUAUAUUCAACAAGAAUCAAGAAAUGAUAUUCAAAUUAUCAAUAGUUUACAAUCACAGUACCAUUUUAAUGAUUCCAAUAAAUUAAAUGUUCAACAAGUAAGGACAUCGAUAAAUACAGUACAAAAUAAUAAUACAAGAAAUAUCCUACCAAAAGUGAGCAAUUCUAUUGAUGUACGAAGAUUGCAGAAAAAUAUUGAUAAUUGGACAAUACAAGAGUAUUCAAAGCCAACGACGUCUAACACUGUUCUCCCAAGUUCGCCGCAUCCCUAUCUGUUGCCAUCGAAGAAAAUUCCAACGAAGUACCUGACGACAACAGAACCAGGGGAAUCAAUUGAUCACAACGAAAGUGUGAAAACGUAUUCUUUAGCUGGCUUCAGUUUCAACGAAGUGGAACACGAGGGUUCUGCGAGUAAUCGCAUCGAAGAAACUAGAACGCCGGUCAAAGCUUUACGAGUAGAAACGUCUAAAACAGAGGACAGCGUUUUAGAGAGCAAAAAUAAAUCUGCGACAGAGGAAAAUACGACAUGGAAAGCGUAUUCUGUGUCCGUAUCGCCUGUUGACAAAGAACGAGUUUACGUAGUGACACCACAAACCGUUUCAGAAACGUCUUCUAAAAACAAUCUCAAAGAGAAAAAAGAAAAUGAAACAAAAAUUGAUAAUACAAAUGAUAGUAAUGGAAACUUUAGUGAAUUCGAAGCAAUCGAAAAGGCUUAUCAGGUACUUCCACAGGCAGUAAAUAAUUUAGCGGUUGCCUCCACGGGGAAGGAGAAUAUUCCUUUAUGGGGAAUUAUGGAGCAUGAAGAGUUUGCUUCGUUGAAUUCUGAUGACACUGGGGAAGGAGCGACUGGAGAAGGGCUGGAUGGACCUGUCCUUUAUUCUGGACAUUCAAAGGUUUCACGAGCUAAACGAUGACAUGCAUAUUCAUUAAACAUGAAGUUCAACGAACUACAAUUUAUAAUAGUGAAUAAAUAAUUGACUGUUUAUCAAUAACUUUCAGAUUUGAAAGACUGCCUUUCAUGUUGUGUUAUAAAACACAAAUGAAAUAAUUUUAGUGUCUAAGGUGCUAGUGUAAAACUUUAUACGGCCAGUGUAUGAUUAAAUUAAACAUAAGUCAACAUGGUAAUUAAGUAAUAAGUCGUGAAUAUUGUAUAGUCAAUAUUAAAUAUCAUAUUUUUCUACUUACGUAAUAUUAUUUUUUGUAUUUGUAAAUACAGUUAAAAUUGAAAGUAUUAUAAGCAGAAUGUAAGGUAAUUAUAACUGUAAAUUUUAUUACUCUAAUUGUAUAAAUAAUUAUAAAACAGUAUUUAUAUAUUAAAAAAUCCCGGGUUAAUUUUAUAUGAUAUUUCUAAGUCAUGAUAAUUAAGAAUUUAAUUUUAUUGUGUUUCACUUACCUGUUUUGCAAGCAUUUUUUCUUCGACACAUAAUUUGCUUUCCUAUUUCACUUUCGCUGAUUUUGCAUAAAUGGAAACCAGCCAAAAAGAAGUUAGUCAUUCGUAUUCCGAUGACACGAUGAAUGCACAUUUAUAGGUAUUCCGCGUACGGGUUGGAUUGACAAUGUUUAAGACUUUCCCGAUUAUACGGUGAAAGGAGAUCGUAUUCCGGUUCAUGUUGUUUCAUCAAUUGAAAAGUGCGAGCACAUUUCGUGACUUAAAUGUCAAAUGGUGGUACUCUCUAAUUUUAUUAUACCUAAAAAUAUUUCCAGGAUUCAGGUUGUAACUAGUGCAGGUGUGCCCAGUAAAUAGUACGACGGGCGCCAGGGUUGCCCGCGAGCACAGUUUCGGGCACAGACUCGAACCAGUGGUUUAAAAAUGACUUGAAGUUUAAAUAAAAUUCCAAAAUUCAAGAUCUCUUCUUAUACCUGUAAAUAAUAAUUAGCAAUUUUUAUAUGAAAUAUCUUUUCGUAUUUCGAAUAAUAAAAUAUUAUGGUUUUCUGAAUUACGAAUACAAAAGCAAUCAUCUGUUUUGAACGAAACUGCUAAUAGUAGCUUGUUCUUUUAAUGGCGUGUGAGAACUUUUACCGGAAGAUUCUGAGAAAAAACAACGUAUUGUUAGGAUGAAAGAUCGUGGUUGUUAAGAGACCAGAGCUGCGGUAACGAAACACUUCGUAUCAUUAAGUUCGUUUCUGUGGCGUACGACAUUGAACAAGCACGCGACCUUAAUUAAAUUCCAUAGCAGUUACAUACUUCAUAUACCGUUGCGGUUACUACUUUCCUAUAGAAAGCUCGCCAUACAGAUUUUCAUCUAUACAUAUAAAGAAAAUGUUUAGAAAAAGGAGAAAUUAAAUUUGUACAAAAAGUAUAAUUUCUAAUAUCUUAAAAUAAAUACCAUUAUUUGUUAUAUUUAUAUA
Molecule: messenger RNA, 4586 nt
Organism: Osmia bicornis bicornis
Lineage: Eukaryota; Metazoa; Arthropoda; Insecta; Hymenoptera; Megachilidae
Exons: 6
Coding region: 356-3151 (931 amino acids)
Source: RefSeq, a predicted model, not a curated record